AUGCGUCGGACGUCCCGCGCGCGCGCGCUCGCGGCGGUGACGCUGGCGCUCUGCGUCCGCGCGUGCGCGGCGACCCCGACGCGCGUGACGUGCGAUCGUCGCGGGAGCUAUAGCUUGGAGGACUUGGCGACGACGGGACAAAUCAUGAAUGAAACGCCCGUGACGGUGACGAACGCGAUCGCGCUCGGCGCCGGGUUCGGGGCGACGUACGGGGCGAACGCGGUGGUGACGCUCGAGCUGAAGAAUCUCAAGAGCGGGGGGGCGUUCGUGCACGCGACGGCGGGACGCCUGGGGGGGGACGGGCUGGCUGCGUGGACGGCGCGGACGGAUUGCGCGACGACGUCGUUGUACCACAAGUCGUACGGCAUGGCGGCGUCGUACGGGGGGGUGACGUGGACGGCGCCGAGUGAUGUCUCGAAUCUGCCCACGGUGGAGAUCUUGGUCGCGUCCGCGAGCGGGCAAGGUGCGGUGACGCGGCAGACGCUCACGCUGACUCGAGACGACAACUGGGUCGCGCCGCCGCCGUCGACGCCGACGUGCGAUGCGUCGGCGGUGCCGACGAACGGCGCCAGCGCCGGUGAUUGUACGGCCACGCUCGCGGCGGGCGCCACGUGCCAGCCGGUGUGUGCCAGCGGGUACACCGUCUCCGGGACGAGCGCGUGCAGCUCGAGCGGCGUACUGACGCCGGCGACGUGCACCGCGACGCCGGAUCCGACGUCGACGCCGACGUGCGAUGCGUCGGCAGUACCGACGAACGGUGCCAGUGCCGGUGAUUGCACGGCCACGCUCGCGGCGGGCGCCACGUGCCAGCCGGUGUGUGCCAGCGGGUACACCGUCUCCGGGACGAGCGCGUGCAGCUCGAGCGGCGUACUGACGCCGGCGACGUGCACCGCGACGCCGAAUCCGACACCAGGGGGCGGAUAUGGAUCGUCUGGAUCAUCAUCCAGCGCCGCGAGUCGCACCGUCACGCUCUCGGCGUCGCUGGCGUUCGCCACCAUCCUCGGCGGCGCGCUCGCGUGA
Messenger RNA from Ostreococcus tauri, 1020 nucleotides. RefSeq names its product Sushi/SCR/CCP. The transcript has a single exon. The record is from RefSeq and is a predicted model, not a curated record. Lineage: Eukaryota; Viridiplantae; Chlorophyta; Mamiellophyceae; Mamiellales; Bathycoccaceae. The coding region runs from base 1 to 1020 and encodes 339 amino acids.